AUGUCACCUACAACUCCAUGUUCUAAAGCGAUACCGUCACCAACUGGGAGGUGUGCUGCAGCACAAAUAGGUUCACAAGAUAAAGAAACAAUUGAUAUUGAGGACGAUGACACCAUCGAGCCUGCUAGAUCCGAUGCUAGGUCCGAGAAGCGAUUGAAUUGGUCAAAUGAAGAAGACAUUAGAUUGGCUAGUGCUUGGCUGCACAAUUCAAUUGACCCGAUCAAUGGAAAUGAUAAGAAGUCAUAUCAAUAUUGGUUAGAUGUUACUGCUACAUACAACAGUACCACUAAGAGUAACCGUAUGAGAAAUCGUAACCAGUUGAAGCAACGUUGGGAGCGCAUUAAGAAACCAGUCUCCGAAUUCAAUGGUUGCUAUGCAAGAAUCACUAAAAUACAUCAAAGUGGUAUGAGUGAAGACCAAAAGAUGGACCAAGCAUUCCAGCUAUAUGCCUCUGAACAUAAUGACAAGCCUUUCACAAUGGUGCAUGUAUGGAGGAUAUUACGGCAUGAGAAAAAGUGGUCUACAUAUUUGAAGAAAAUUAACAAGGAAAAGUACAAGAGUAUAACUUCUAACCCAACUCAUGUUGUGAAUGUCGAAGAUGCUCCAAAACUGCGUCCUAUUAGGCAUAAGAAGGCCAAAGAUGAACGCAGCGGAAAACGUCUGGCAUCAGAGGCUAUUUCUGUUAUUGACCAGAAACUAGAUAAAUUCAUUGAAGCAAGCAGCAAGGCUGAGAAGAUAGGAGAGGUACAACAAAGUUUGGCAAAUAAGAAGCUAGAAGUAGCCAACCUUAAUCAUAAAGCAGCUCAGGAACAAACAAAGAGUAAAAUGAUUGACCUUUACAAAGACUUACUGCUAGCUCCCACAAGUGAUCUUAGAGAAAGUUCAAUACUAUAG
Molecule: messenger RNA, 894 nt
Organism: Oryza sativa Japonica Group (Japanese rice)
Lineage: Eukaryota; Viridiplantae; Streptophyta; Magnoliopsida; Poales; Poaceae
Product: glutathione S-transferase T3-like
Source: RefSeq, a predicted model, not a curated record